CCUUUUCAAACCUCUCCUCCCCUACACCCUUCUCUGUCUCUUCUUCUCCAGGCUAUUUCUCUCUUUCUCUCUCUCACCCCUUUAUAUAAAGCAUCCACUGUUAUCUUUAUCAUUAUAUACCUACCCUCAAAUCGUAACAACAAAGAUUUAGAGUCUUGGAAUUGAAACUUACACGGGAAGUCGAAGUAGAGGAGGAAACAUGGGGAGGGCUCCUUGCUGUGACAAAGCCAACGUGAAGAAAGGCCCAUGGUCUCCAGAGGAAGACGCCAAGCUCAAGGCCUAUAUUGAGCAGCAGGGCACCGGCGGCAACUGGAUUGCCUUGCCCCAAAAGAUAGGCCUUAAGAGAUGUGGGAAAAGCUGUCGCCUACGAUGGUUGAAUUAUCUUCGCCCAAACAUCAAGCAUGGCGGUUUCUCCGAGGAAGAAGACAACAUAAUCUGCAGCCUCUAUCUUACUAUUGGAAGCAGGUGGUCAAUAAUAGCAUCGCAAUUACGAGGGAGAACAGAUAAUGAUAUAAAGAACUACUGGAACACUAGGUUGAGGAAGAAGCUGCUGGGUAAGCAGCGAAAGGAGCAGCAGGCCCAGGCUCGUCCAAACCUAGUCAUGAAGAACGAAACUGAAAAUUUGGUGACACCUGUGACCCAAAAUCCCACCUGGCCAGCCCUCCUGUGCGUUCCAACAUCUGUUUCCGCCCAACAGUAUCAUGAUCCCAACCAUGGCAGCUUGCCAAACAAAGCAGAGGGAACAUUCUCACAGAAUCACCAGCAAUCAUACUCAGACACACUUUCCCAUACCAUAAAUUCCCACUACCCACUUCUCCAUCAACUAGAACAGCAACUAUACCCAACCUCAAUAAAUUCAGCAACGGCACCGCUGGCGAAUAAUAGUAGCAGCGGCAGUUGUCAGUCGUCGUCGAACAUUCUCGAAGGCUUUGAAAGCUUCACUGAUGAUUACUGGAGUGAGUUGGUGGGUAUGAGGCCGCAACAGCAACUAGAUGCAGCGUUGCAGGGUUACUAUGGAAUGGGUAGCAGCGGUGCAGCUUCAACAGAAAGCACUAGCUGGGGUGAUAUCACCUCUCAUCUGCAGGUUUACUCUCCUCUGAUUUCUGGAUACGAAAGUGUCCAACAAGGAACGCCUCACGAUAUCGCUUGUUUCGAGGAGUCUACUUACUAUGGAGUGCAAUAGCAGUUCUCUAUGAAGGGGGUGCUGUAAAUCUGUACCGGAAUAUCAGCUUAGAGUUCACUGCUUUUCCAUCCCUCAGAGUUUUGUUUGUUUUCCUUCUAGCUAGCUAGUUUUAUCUUUAUUUCAGCUGCUUCAUUUUGCAAUAUUUGCUUCAUUAUUUGAAAACAACAUCUUCAUUCUGACCGGCCUGUUUAAUUUCCCUUUUCUUCUGCCCCCCUGGGUAUGCUAUAAUUAAUAAGACUCCUAAUUUAUUUAUCCAAGUGCAUAUAUGUCA
This is a messenger RNA of Neltuma alba, 1454 nucleotides long. Its product is annotated as transcription factor RAX3-like. The transcript is spliced from 3 exons. The record is from RefSeq and is a predicted model, not a curated record. Bases 200 to 1183 code for a protein of 327 amino acids. Lineage: Eukaryota; Viridiplantae; Streptophyta; Magnoliopsida; Fabales; Fabaceae.